GUCAAUUUUGUUUUGCCAGCACUGCUUCUCUACAAAGUUUCUUUUAGAAAUUUUAGACCGCUGUCCACAGCAUUGAAACAUUUAAGUUUUACAAAAACAGAAACAAUUGUGUAAAAUGCGACCUUUAAUGCUGCAAGGACACGAGCGUUCUAUAACGCAAAUCAAGUUCAAUCGCGAAGGAGAUUUACUCUUUUCGUGUUCUAAAGAUCAAAAGCCAAAUGUGUGGUAUUCACUGAACGGCGAACGUUUAGGCACAUAUGACGGUCACCAAGGUGCCGUUUGGUGUUUGGAUGUCGAUUGGACUACAUCGAAACUUAUUUCGGGUGCUGGUGAUAUGACUACCAAGAUUUGGGAUGUGGAAUGUGGUGCUGUGAUAGCAUCGAUCCCAGCCAAGUCGUCUGUGCGUACUUGCAAUUUCAGUUAUUCUGGCAAUCAAGCGGCAUACUCUACAGAUAAGGCUAUGGGUCAAAACUCAGAGUUAUUUAUUAUCGAUGUACGCACAGCAGACUCUAGCAUUGCCGAGCAGAACCCUAUUCUACGUUUACCAAUGUUGCCAUCGAAAAUUACUUCUAUGUUGUGGGGACCUAUGGAUGAAACUAUUAUCACAGGACACGAUAAUGGACAAAUUUCUAUUUGGGACAUUCGCAAGGGUGGCCGUGAGAUUAAUUCAGUGAAUGAUCAUACGGCUGUUAUAAACGAUAUGCAAAUGAACAAAGAUGGUACAAUGUUUGUGACCGCUUCCAAAGAUACAUCAGCGAAAUUAUUUGAUUCCGAAUCCUUGAUGUGUCUCAAAACCUAUAAAACGGAAAGACCUGUAAACUCUGCUUCAAUUAGCCCAAUUAUGGACCAUGUAGUGUUGGGAGGUGGCCAAGAUGCUAUGGAAGUGACUACGACAUCAACCAAAGCGGGUAAAUUCGAUUCACGUUUCUUCCACUUAAUCUACGAGGAAGAAUUCGCCCGUCUUAAGGGUCAUUUCGGUCCUAUUAACAGUUUGGCCUUCCAUCCGGAUGGCAAGAGUUACGCUUCAGGUGGUGAGGAUGGUUUUGUGCGUGUGCAAACUUUCGAUAGUACAUAUUUUGAAAAUAUCUUCGAGUAGUUAUAUUUUAGUCAUCCCACAUAACCUUUUUGUAACUGUAUUUAUGUAAAAUUGAAGCUAAUAUGCAAAUAUAAUGUUUGCAAAUAAAACAAAUUUCAAAAGAUA
Molecule: messenger RNA, 1201 nt
Organism: Anastrepha obliqua
Lineage: Eukaryota; Metazoa; Arthropoda; Insecta; Diptera; Tephritidae
Gene: eIF3i
Product: eukaryotic translation initiation factor 3 subunit I
Exons: 3
Coding region: 116-1096 (326 amino acids)
Biological process (GO): cytoplasmic translational initiation
Cellular component (GO): cytoplasm; eukaryotic translation initiation factor 3 complex, eIF3m
Molecular function (GO): protein binding; RNA binding; translation initiation factor activity
Source: RefSeq, a predicted model, not a curated record